Molecule: messenger RNA, 744 nt
Organism: Miscanthus lutarioriparius
Lineage: Eukaryota; Viridiplantae; Streptophyta; Magnoliopsida; Poales; Poaceae
Source: the annotation of a GenBank genome assembly
AUGUCAGCGAGUUCAAACUGUUCAAAACAUAGGGCGACAGAGGAAAGAGAUGAAGGGAAAGCACCGCGCACCGAAGCAGAUUGGGAUGGUCUGCGGAGGGAGCUCCAGGCCGCAUGCCACCGGCAGGUACAGCAUGCGGACAGGGUCGACGGGCUUGGGGAGGACGGCAUUGACAUCGCCGUGGAUGAUUGGGCAGAGGCACCGGAGCCUCUGCCGCCCAGCGACCGGCGCUGCAGCUCUAGCGCUCGAGAGGAACGCAGCCAGCCCGUUGCAGCAACUGGACUGCGGCGUCGGAGGAGGACCCGCGCCCCCGUCAGGAACGUCCCGCAGGGCGCCAGCCCCGACGAGGCCGUGACGCAGUUCACGGGCGCUGGCGGCGCCGGCACCGGCACCGGUGGAGACGGCGGUGGGGGCAGGAUGGGCGCCGACGACGAGGACCCGCCGCCUGGAACUGCCAAAAACGGCCCCGGCACUAUGUUGCAUAGGUCGCAACAUGAGCACGGCUCCGGCGUUGGCGCCGGAGGUGUUAGGACUGGAGGGGUGGGAACGACCGCGGAGCUGAGCGCGUCUUCUUCGGAGGCAACCGCAAUGGUAGUGAUGGCCAGCACCGCGAGAAGGAUGCGAUCUUGCGACAUUGUCUUUGGGUGUUCAGAGCGGAUGCUGAAGCUGAGUUGGGUGUGCUUCCAUAAGAGUCGUGCGUUUUAUAGGCGUGGCAGCACACAGAAAGGCUGCGGCCUGAACUGA